This is a messenger RNA of Aspergillus niger, 1431 nucleotides long. RefSeq lists its product as uncharacterized. The transcript has 5 exons. Gene Ontology annotation, molecular function: FAD binding; monooxygenase activity. The record is from RefSeq and is a predicted model, not a curated record. NCBI's taxonomy places the organism in Eukaryota, Fungi, Ascomycota, Eurotiomycetes, Eurotiales, Aspergillaceae. The coding region runs from base 1 to 1431 and encodes 476 amino acids.
AUGGAGAUCCCCCACAAAGCUACUGUUUUAGUGAUCGGCGGCGGCCCUGGUGGUUCCUACACGGCUUCAGCCCUGGCCCGAGAAGGCAUUGACAUUGUUUUGCUGGAGGCAGAUGUAUUCCCUCGGUUCAUUGACCUUGACGAGACGUUCGUGAACUAUGGCUUCGUCCGCAAAAAUGCGUCUCACGGAUCACUCGCAGACACCGAUUUCAUCCUACAACCUGGGGCGGAUACCUUCGCCUGGAACGUUGUGCGCUCCGAAUGUGACGACCUCAUGUUCAAGCAUGCAUCUAAUUCCGGAGCCAGGGCUUUCGACGGUGUCAAGGUGACGGCCAUUGAGUUUGAUCCACUCGAUGAGUCCGCGAUCGACGACCACCCCGGGAGACCGGUAUCUGCCAGCUGGAAGGCUAAAGAUGGCCGCACGGGGUCCAUCAGCUUUGAUUAUUUGGUCGAUGCGAGCGGACGAGCCGGCAUCGCCAGCACCAAGUACUUGAAAUCUCGGACCUACAACAGCUACUUGAAGAAUGUCGCCAGCUGGGGUUACUGGCGCGGAGCAACACCAUACGGUGUCGGCACCUCGGUAGAAGGCCAGCCAUAUUUUGAAGCCCUCCAAGACGGCAGCGGCUGGGUCUGGUUCAUUCCGCUCCACAACGGGACCACAUCCGUCGGCGUCGUCAUGAACCAAGAACUCGCCACGCAGAAAAAGAAGUCAUCAACCGUGACAUCCAGCCGGGCUUUCUACCUUGAGUCUGUGGAGGGUGCACGCGUAAUCUCGCAAUUGCUGCAGCCCGCAAACCUCGACGGGGAAAUCAAACAGGCGUCCGACUGGUCCUACAAUGCGUCAUCGUACGGCAGCCCGUACCUCCGCAUUGUCGGUGACGCCGGAGCCUUUAUCGACCCGUACUUUUCAUCUGGCGUGCAUUUGGCAGUCUCGGGAGGGUUGUCUGCGGCGGUAUCCAUUGCCGCCUCUAUCCGGGGUGACUGUCCCGAACACACGGCCUGGCAGUGGCAUUCCCAAGGCGUUGCGAACAGAUACGGACGUUUCCUUCUCGUGGUGCUCGGAGCGACCAAGCAGAUACGCGCACGAGACAGUCCCGUCUUAAACAGCGAAGGGCAAGAUGGGUUUGAUGAUGCCUUUGCGGUGAUCAGGCCAGUCAUCCAAGGCACUGCCGAUGUUCAAGGCAAGGUGUCUGCCCGCGAGGUACUCGAUGCGGUAACCUUCAGUACAAAUGCCGUGCGGCCCUCUGCAGGUGGCCAAAAUGUCGUUUUGGAGGAGAGUUCUAGAUCUUUGCGAUCGCAAGUUGAGCAGGAGAUGGGUGAUGUCGCCAACAGCCUGGCUAAAGCUUACAAAGACACGGACGUGUAUGAGGGACUGAUGGCACGACUGGAACGCGGCAGUUUGGGUCUGAAGGCUGUCGGUGUGAUGGGAUGA